This is a messenger RNA of Cucurbita maxima (winter squash), 1849 nucleotides long. Its product is annotated as nucleosome assembly protein 1;2-like. The record is from RefSeq and is a predicted model, not a curated record. The transcript is spliced from 12 exons. NCBI's taxonomy places the organism in Eukaryota, Viridiplantae, Streptophyta, Magnoliopsida, Cucurbitales, Cucurbitaceae. Gene Ontology annotation, biological process: nucleosome assembly; somatic cell DNA recombination. Gene Ontology annotation, molecular function: chromatin binding; histone binding. Gene Ontology annotation, cellular component: chromatin; nucleus. Bases 154 to 1299 code for a protein of 381 amino acids.
GUCUCGAACAAGUGUGCGAGGGUAUUUAGACGGUCGGGCACGUUGAGGCUGCCCUUUUCACACCUCUUUCCUCGCUCCCUUGUAUUCAAUCUAGGGUUUUAGACUACCAACUUCCCCCUUCCCUUCGCUCACCAUCUCUUUGCUAUAUUCUCAAUGAGCAACAACAAGGAUAACUUCAACGUCUCCGAUCUCGGUUCUGCUCUCAAUGAGGAGGAUCGAGCAGGCCUCGUCAAUGCUCUCAAGAAUAAGAUUCAGAGCCUCGCUGGACAGCACUCUGAUAUCCUCGAGAACUUGUCUCCUGUUGUUCGUAAGCGCGUCGAGGUUCUAAGAGAGAUCCAGAGCCAACAUGACGAAUUAGAGGCUAAAUUUUUUGAGGAAAGGUUGGCGCUCGAGGCCAAAUACCAGAAAUUGUAUCAGCCACUGUACUCUCAGCGAUACGAUAUUGUAAAUGGUGUUGUUGAUGCUGAAGGAGCUGGAAAGGAAUCUGCUGCUGGACAAGAAGAGGACAAAGAUGCAGCAGAGAAAGGAGUGCCCGACUUUUGGCUUAAUGCAAUGAAGAACAAUGAAGUAUUAGCUGAGGAGGUUACCGAGCGUGAUGAAGGAGCUCUCAAAUAUUUGAAAGAUAUCAAGUGGUGUAGAAUAGACAAUCCCAAAGGAUUCAAGCUUGAGUUCUUUUUCGACACUAACCCCUUCUUUAAAAAUUCUGUCUUGACAAAGACAUAUCACAUGAUUGACGAAGACGAGCCAAUUCUUGAGAAAGCAAUUGGAACGGAGAUUGAAUGGUAUCCAGGAAAAUGUCUGACCCAGAAGCUACUGAAGAAGAAGCCUAAGAAGGGAUCGAAAAAUGCAAAGCCAAUCACGAAGACUGAAAAUUGUGAAAGUUUCUUCAACUUUUUCAGUCCACCUCAAGUGCCUGAUGACGAUGAAGAUAUUGAUGAGGACACUGCUGAGGAGCUUCAAAAUCAAAUGGAGCAAGAUUAUGAUAUCGGGUCAACAAUUCGAGACAAGAUUAUUCCGCAUGCUGUCUCAUGGUUUACAGGGGAAGCUAUUCAAGAUGAGGAAUUUGAAGACAUGGAUAAUGAGGAUGACGACGACGAGGACAAUGAUGAUGAGGAUGAGGAUGAGGACGAGGACGACGAGGAUGAAGAUGAUGAUGACGAAGAUGAGGACGAAGAUGAAGGUAAAUCCAGGAAAAAGCAGUUGUCAGCUGGGAACAAGAAGGGUGGAAGAGGAGGAGGAGCAGCAGCAGCUGGGGAUGGUCCGCAGGGGGAGAGGCCUCCAGAAUGCAAGCAGCAGUAGGAAUGAAAUCGAUAACGAGUCGGUGAGACUGUCUGUGUGUUAUGAGAGUCCGCUGUACAAGUAAUUUUUGGGUGGAAAAGAGAGCGAGAAUGGCCGCCGGGGAAGGGAGGGGAUGGGGGAUUGGGUUGCAGUUUUUAUAUGGUUCUUUAUUGUCUAUGAUGAUUAAUACUUUGGUAGUACUGAAAGGGGAUUUAGGAGGACAGUCCAUUCCCUUUCCUUGUUCUUUUUUCUUUUUUUUAAAAAAAAAAAAAAAAAAAAAAAUCAAUUGCUGGGUUGUGAAGGGGAUGAUGGGUUUUUUUUUUCUUGCUCUUCCGCGUCUGUCUGUCUGUUGGNUUUUUUUUUUUUUUUUUUUUAAAAAAAAAAAAAAAAAAAAAAAUCAAUUGCUGGGUUGUGAAGGGGAUGAUGGGUUUUUUUUUUCUUGCUCUUCCGCGUCUGUCUGUCUGUUGGGGGGAAGUUGGGAUUAGUUUUUAUGUGAAGUGUUAUUUAUUGAACCUGUUUUUACUCUAUAAGAUGUUGCCUUUCCUUUAUAUAUUCCAUAUCUAUCUUUUAU